AAAAGAUCUGUAAAUUAUAAUCAUCUCUCUUCGGUGUUUCAAACCAACCCAAGCUCCGCGAUAUGAUUUCGAGUAACUGAAAGAUGAACAUAUAUCGACACUCUCACCAGUCACCACAGUUCCCGAGAUCGAUUAGCUUUGCCACUGCCCACUUCUCCUCAAGGAAAGAAACAGUCUCACAAACUCAAGUCUCCAAGAUCAUCAUCUCCUUCUUGCCACUUUGAGAAAGCUCAAAGUAAAAACAAGCUACAUCAAGACUCUGCUCAUCAAACCCAAACUGGAUUUCCAAUGAAAAGUUUGUUAGCUCAAGAAAUGUCAAAUCAGACAGAACCUAAAAGGAGAUCACCAAGCAUUAUAGCAAGACUGAUGGGACUUGAUGUCUUGCCCCCUCAGAGUUCUUCCCACAGGCAACAAAACUCUGUGGAGAAUCAGCAAGGCAGUUCUUAUGACGGUAAUAAGUCUCUGACAAGGAGCUCAAAGGAGGAUCAAAAGUUUAAAGAUGUCUUCGAGGUUUUGGAUGCAAAGAAGGCAGAGAGCAAUGGGAACUUAUAUCACCAGGGGAGGGUGAAAGCUGCUAAUCUCACCCAGGCAGAGAUGGCUUUUAUAAGGCAGAAGUUCAUGGAGGCUAAGCGGUUAUCAACGGAUGAGAAGCUUCGUCAUUCUAAAGAGUUUAAUGAUGCACUUGAGGCUCUGGACUCUAACAAGGACCUCCUGCUGAAGUUUCUCCAGAAACCAGAUUCUUUAUUCACUAAACAUCUGCAUGAUCUUCAAAGCAAAUCUUACAAGCCACAUUACGGUCAAGUGCAGUCUCUCAAGUGUCCAAACAGCCAGAGGCAUGAGGAUAGUCUGAAAACUCAGAAAGUUGAUAGGUUGCCUCAUCGGCAUGGUGGUGGUUCUCAGACUAGGCAUCCUUCUUAUGACACACUAGAGUUGCCUAAUAUGGAGCUGGGAAAGAGAAGUGAGUUGCAGCCAAUCAAUAUCGUUGUUCUGAAACCUAACCUCGGUGAGCCACGUUAUGCUGGUAGAGCUUUUGCAUCGCCAAGCUCUUCUUCCAAUGAGUUCAGAGCAGAUCGUAGGCUUCCAUGCACCAGUAAUCAUGUCAGGCAGAAAAGUAAUGAAGAUAUCAGCCUUUCAAGACGGAGUUCUAGAGAUUCUGGAGAAUUAUCCAAAAUAAUGUCUAGGCAAAGGAAGGCGAGGUGUAGUAAUGCCAUGAGCUCUGAGACUUCAGGAUUCAAAGGAUAUGCAGGUGAUGAAAGCUCGUCAGGGAGUGAUUCUGCAAGUGAAUUGGAGCUAGUGCCAGUAACUUCGAGAACAAGAACCGCCUUAAACCGUAAGAACUAUCAUCGAUCUUUGCCUUCCAAGUCAUCAACAACAACAUCUGUGAGCAGGGAAGCCAAGAGGAGACUCUCAGAGAGAUGGAAGCUGACACACAAGUACGAGCAAGAGAUAGAAAUUAGUAGAAGCGGCACAUUAGCUGAGAUGCUUGCAACUUCAGAUAGGGAGGCAAGUUUUAGUGGACUCAUUUUCGAAGAAGGGACUAGUAAAAGAGUUGACAGCAAUGUUCAGUUGUCUGAAUUGCCAGAACCGGUUGGAAUCAGCAGUAAAGAUGGUUGGAAAGGAUCAUCUUCCAGAAGUUUUUCAAAAUCCAAAACUAUCAUGAACCAGGAAAGCACUUAUGGUUACACAAUAGUGCUUCCUAAGGAGUUGAUCAGUAGAGAUGGAUUAGUGAACGGGAGGGGCGAGUCCCAGUCUUUCUUGUCAAGCAAAUCUUCUCGACGUGGUAGUCAUAAAUCUCAUUCAUCAUACAAUAGUUCACCAGAGGUCAACAGGAGCCCAACUUUAACCAAAUUUCUUUAUAUGAACCACGAGAUCCAUCAAAAAGAGAAGCUCUCUCCUUCUAAAGCAGAUUGCAGUUUCUCAGUAGACACUGAGGGUAGUUCAGCUUCUUCUGAAGCUCCAGAUUUUUCAACUGUCACUUCGUUAACUGACCCUGAUAUCUCAAGGAUGCCAACUGAGGAUGCAAAUCAUUCUUCGGUUCCUGAACCACAGUCUCGUGAAAGCUCAAAGGAAGGAGAUCAACCAAGUCCCGUUUCAGUUCUAGAAGCUUCUUUCAAUGACGAUGUUUCAUCAAGUUCAGAAUGCUUUGGGAGUGUCAGCGCUGAUCUUCAAGGACUCAGGAUGCAACUUCAACUCCUCAAAUUAGAGUCAGCAGCUUACAAUGAAGGUGGCAUGCUUAUUUCGAGUGACGAAGACACAGAACAGGAGGAGUCGUCAACAGUAACUAAUGAUAUUGUGAUCAGCCGAGAGGAAGGCUGGAAGUCACUAUACUUAGUUGAUCUCCUGGCUAACUCCAAGUUGAGUGACUCAGACCACAACACUGUCAUGGAAACACCUAUAGAUCCAUCCUUGUUUCAGGAUCUUGAGAAGAAGUACUCAAGCGUUAAAACCUCAACCCGGUUAGAGAGAAAGUUCCUAUUUGAUCAGAUCAGCAGAGAGCUAAUGCAUAUGAUAAAGCAGUUUUGGGAUCCACACCCUUGGGUCAAACCCACUAGGGUUUUCCAGAAAUGUGAUGUGAACAAGAUACAAGAGACUCUGCGAGAUUUGGUCACAAGAAAAGAGGAGAAACCAAGGAGAGAUGAUGUGGAGGAGAGGGAGUUGCCGUGGCUGAGUUUGGAAGAUGAGAUUGCAAUCAUAGGUAGAGAUAUUGAGGAAAUGCUGACAGAUGAACUCAUAGCAGAGCUUGUUGUAGAUGCAAUCUUCUAGAAUGUUAAAUAUUAUCUCUAUUUUACAUAAAGCUAAAUAAACUGGAAAAUUAAAUAUGUGAUAUGUAAUGUGACAGUUCCCAUCAUAUGUGGUGAUGAAUAAACACAGCAUCAAUGAUCAUCUGAAAGUUUUGGCCU
This is a messenger RNA of Raphanus sativus (radish), 2900 nucleotides long. RefSeq lists its product as uncharacterized. Bases 289 to 2763 code for a protein of 824 amino acids. The record is from RefSeq and is a predicted model, not a curated record. NCBI's taxonomy places the organism in Eukaryota, Viridiplantae, Streptophyta, Magnoliopsida, Brassicales, Brassicaceae. The transcript is spliced from 5 exons.